CAGUAACAAGGGAGUUUAUCGGCAAAGGAUAAGGAGCUUAUUUUAAGAUGGCUGUUUCAUCGCUGCCCCAUUUUGCCAUGAUGACCCUUAACAUCCUCCUGGGAAUCCUGUUUGUCCUGGCAAACAGAAACUUCUGUGGAACUAUUUUUGAGACGCAACUUGACCAUGCCUUGGUGGGUUACGUUAUGCACAAUUCUGUUGUUGUGUCCGAGUUUGAAUGUCAGCUAAAAUGUAUAGGAAAUAAUAAUUGUAAGUCGUUUAAUGUUCAUCCCAGUGAUGGCAAUGCAAGCCGAAUUUGUGAGUUGAACAACAAAACGCGGCAGAUGAAGCCAAGUGAUUUUAAACAGAAGAAAGGAUCUACUUACUAUGGUUCUGUUCAGGCCUCCUGCGUGGAUGUUUCCCAUGAACGAAAUAGACCGACAAGGUGUCAUGCGGGAUACAAAGGAACACAAUGUCAAAAACUUGUCCUAAAUGUUUUCAUCCGCAGUGAAGCGUGCGAGGAUCCAGGAAAGGCAACAAACUCAUGCGGCUUUGCUUACAUAAAAGUGAAUGGAAAGGAUUACUCUCCUCAUCUCAGAGGGCAUAAUGUGGUUGUCAUCAGCGCUGUUACAGGUUCCGUGCUUGCCUCAAAAGCAUUUGACACUUUUGGGAAUAGUACUGCUGGUAAUCGCUUGAGAGACCAUCUUAACAGCAUAAAAGGAGAUAAAAUCGUUUUGAUCGCGAUCCAAGAUGAAGGCUCAGUGUAUACAUCACCAGCGAUUGAUGCUCUGAAGAGAGUUGGCGCUACUGAUGACCUUCUCAACGUGACAGAAUACUUAGGAUCUUUUGCCCUGGUAGGAUACGCAGGCGUGGACAAACCAGCUUGGAUUGCACAACAAAAUGCCGAGAGAGGAAAGGGACCCAGUGAGAUAUCUUUGAUGAUCCCAUCAUCGGCAGCUACCAAAGGUUUAUAUUACAAUAAGCCUGGAAACUCCUGCAAGGACAUCCGGAACUCUGGUUUCUUUAAAAAAGACGGGGAGUACUGGAUCGACCCUGAGAAGAACGGAAAGCCUUUGAAGGUCUACUGUGACAUGACAACUGACGGAGGAGGUUGGCUUCUUGUCUCUAAUCUUGUGGUGGAUGACCCGUCCUUGCGAGAACUUUCGAUUGAGUCUUCAUACCGUAAAAUUAACAACUGUCACAAGGAAAAAGUAUUCAUCUCAGAAAAUGCCAUGAAAGAACUCAGAUCACACCUGUCUUUCACUCAACUGAGAUUCCACUGUAGUAAACAAAGAGGACGCACGUUCCACGUGACCACGGUUGCUAAUAGUUCUGGUGAAGCUGUAGUCCAGUACUUCAGCGGUCAGACAGAUACCCGGCCAUUGGCCUGUGGCUCUUUUACCAGAAUGGAUGAUGACGAUUCCAAAACAGCUGGAAUUUGUAACCUUUGGGCAGAACAGCGAUGGGGUAUAGCAGAGCCAGUAAACAAGAGGUUAAAUGAUCAUGUUAACUUUGUCAGCGGGACACAUCAUUGGGUGCUGAGGGAUGGGAGCCACAGAUGGGAAUGCGAUGACACCAACUAUCCUGGGGUUGAAUAUUUUGAUUUGUCCCCUGGAGAUUUCUGGAAAGUUUUCGUUCGUUGAAGCCUCUAAACAAAUAUUACCGGCUACCCACGAUUAUCUACAGCUGCUUAAAUUUUCCUAACAAACGUUUAACUAUUCACUUGACUCUGAUGAUGACUUCCGCCUAGGUUGUUGAAACGUCUGUCACCACUACAGCAUUCCUUCUCAGGACUACACCCACCCGGACGAUCAGACUUCACUAUCGGUUCAUCUUCAGUGUAAAAACCUGUGAAGCUCACGAGUGACGUAAAACAAAGACAACAAAACAUUAUAAACAAUAGCGUACAGCAAAACAAUACCUCAUGAAACAAAGAAAACCUCGUCAGGAUUUUACACCGUGGAUGACCCUCACUAUCACAUGUUACCCCCGGGUUCAAACCAUUUUAUUGUGAAACUUUUAACUACCAACCAGGAAUCAAAUCACCUUUGACGUAAAAACAAAACAAAAUUCUGUAACUUUUCAUCUUCGACGUGGUUGGUAACAAGACCACUGAGAGGUUAUGUUGAGACGUAGAAAUAGGGUUCAUCUGAAAUAACAGAAGCAACGACAAACAACUUUGUACUCCUUUCAAGCUCAAGAACUUUAUGAUGCUGCCCUCGCCUUCUUCAAAUACAUCAUGGACGAGCCGUUUUAGGCUAUAAGUUUGAAACAAUUUUUUACCAUUUCUUCCGGCAGCAUAUUCAACAUUCGUGUGACACGAAGUUCAGGGCAUGGCUGCGUGUUGAAAUCCACUAGGGACUUUAAGCAAACCACGACGGCGGCGGCAACGAGAACGUGGAAAAACAAUAGAUCUAAUUGGCAGAACAA
Molecule: messenger RNA, 2409 nt
Organism: Stylophora pistillata
Lineage: Eukaryota; Metazoa; Cnidaria; Anthozoa; Scleractinia; Pocilloporidae
Molecular function (GO): oligosaccharide binding; extracellular matrix structural constituent
Source: RefSeq, a predicted model, not a curated record